Molecule: messenger RNA, 1104 nt
Organism: Volvox carteri f. nagariensis
Lineage: Eukaryota; Viridiplantae; Chlorophyta; Chlorophyceae; Chlamydomonadales; Volvocaceae
Exons: 8
Coding region: 1-1104 (367 amino acids)
Source: RefSeq, a predicted model, not a curated record
AUGGAGACCGCAGAGGCCAGGAGCAGCGAGGAGGAGCCAGGUGUAACGGCGGUGUCUUGCGGCUCGUCUCAUUCCGUUGCCAUACUUAGCUGCGGAAUUGUCACGUCAUGGGGUCGUGGUGAGGAUGGCCAGCUGGGUCAUGGCCAGGCGGACGAGUGUCUCGCACCGAAGGCCAUCAGCACUCUGACAGAUGCUGGAAUUGAAAGCGUGGUCUGCGGAGCAGAAUACACUAUUGCAGUAGCUCCAUCCAGAGGACAAGUCUACAGCUGGGGAUGGGGUGACUUUGGUCGCCUGGGCCAUGGGGACUGCAACGACGUGUUCGUGCCCCGGCCUAUAGAGUUCUUUUCGGGCCGCCCGGUGCACCGUGUGGCGUGUGGUGACACCCACACGCUGGUGGUGGCGGGGGAGGGGGAGCUCUUCACAUUCGGCCGCAACCAGAACGGACAGCUCGGUCUGGGACACACCAACGACUGCUUGUCACCGCAGUUGGUGGUCGCACUCCAGGGUGAGCGGGUUCGCAGUGUGGCCUGCGGGUCGGAGCACUCCCUGGCGGCCACGGAAAGUGGAACGGUAUUUUCCUGGGGGUGGGGCAGGUACGGCAACCUGGGGGAUGGAGAGUCCCAGGACAGGUACCUGCCCACUCGCGUGGUGGGCUUGGAGGGUAUACGGAUGGUAUCAGCGGAAUGCGGCUGGCGGCACAGCGCAGUGGUUUCGGAGGACGGCCGGGUCUUCACUUUCGGGUGGAGCAAGUACGGCCAGUUGGGGCAUGGAGACCACACCGAUCGUACUGUUCCCUGCCAGGUAGCGGCUCUCCGACACACCCGUAUCAGCUCAGUAGCGGGGGGGUGGAGGCACACCAUGGCGGCGGAUAGCAGUGGCAACCUGUACGGCUGGGGUUGGAACAAGUUCGGUCAGCUAGGUCUGGGUGAUUCGUCUGACCGGCCCUCCCCCGUGCUGGUGGGCGGCGCUCUGGCUGGUCAGCGAGUGAGCCUCGUGACGUGCGGCUGGCGGCACACGGUGGCGGUCACGGAGGGGGGCCGGGUGUACAGCUGGGGGAGGGGGGUCAACGGGCAACUGGGACAUGGAGCGGAACAAGACCUGUGA